CUUUUUCAACUAGACCUAAUUAAUGAAGUGAGAAGACAGUUUUACCCUUGUCUCUUCUUCUCCUUCUCCGAUUAUCCACAGACUCGGCGGCAGCGCCCCCUAAAUCUCUCCGUCUCUCUAGUUUCUCUUCUCCGCCGUCUCUCUAUCUCCCUCUAGUAUUUCGUUUCUUCUCUCUUUCACCCGCUCUUUACAUAACUUCAGCGGCUUCCUCGCUCCAUCGCCAAGAAACUUAAACCCGACUGAGUUUGAAUUCAUCUCAACUUCUUCUUUUCCUUUAUAAUCUUUCGAGACCACCGGAAAAAAGGCCAUGGAGAUAGACAGAGAUGAUGGUCGUACUCCUAACCAGUUGAGACCACUUGCUUGUUCUUGCAACGUUCUUAAUCGUGCUCAUGGCUCCGCCAGUUGGUCCCAAGGUGAUACGAAGGUUCUUGCUGCAGUCUAUGGACCUAAAGCGGGAACGAAGAAGAAUGAAAAUCCUGAGAAGGCUUCAAUUGAGGUUAUAUGGAAACCCAAGACAGGGCAAAUUGGAAAACUGGAAAGGGAGUGUGAGAUGAUAUUAAAGCGGACAUUGCAGAGUAUUUGCAUAUUAACUACUAAUCCCAAUACCACCACAUCUAUUAUUGUUCAGGUUAUUCAUGAUGAUGGAGCUCUUCUUCCUUGUGCUAUUAAUGCAUCAUGUGCUGCCCUUGUAGAUGCUGGAAUUCCUUUAAAGCAUCUUGCUGUUGCGAUUUCCUGUUGUUUGUCUGAGAAUGGAUAUGUUAUUUUGGAUCCAACCAAGAUAGAGGAGGAGAAAAUGAAGGCAUCUGUGCAUUUGGUCUUCCCAAACACGCCUGUCUCAGUAGUUCCCGAAGGAUCUACACAAGGUGUAGGUGAACCACUGGAGCAUGGAAUGAUCACAUCUGUAACUCAGGGUGCAAUGUCAGUGGAUGAUUAUAUUCACUGCCUGGAACGGGGGCGUGCUGCUACUACAAAAAUGUCUGCUUUUCUGAGGAGAAGUUUGCAGCCCCAACUCUCAAUGGAUUCCUCAAAAGCUGGUUGAUUGGAUUCAAGUUCUACAACAAAAUCAGGCUGGGAAGUUUGAUAGAGAAAAGAAUAUACUCACCAAGCCUCCGGUGAGGUACGUUAACAAGAAGCUGGCAGCUGAAGCUGCUAGCAACUGAACAAUCCAAUAUAGAGCGGAUCGAACGACUGUGAUGUGGCCACCGAAAAGUAGACCAAGAGUAACAGCAGGGUUGAGGUGGCCACCAGAAAUGUGGCCAGUAGAGAUCAUCACAGCCACAACAAAGGCAUGAGCAACUGCAACGGCGAAUAAACCGACAAGUGCGUUUGCCAAUAACGCAUCUAAAUCACGUAGAAAGAAAAGCAAUAAAUAUGUCAAUCCCAAUAUACAAUCUAGCUGUAUCAAGAAUAAAGAGGAAAAAAGAAAAACUAGAUCAGCAGAGAAACUUACUGGCAGCCAUGGCUGAUCCGACACCAGCAAAGACGAAAAGGAAAGUGACAAUGAACUCGACGAUGAGGGCUCGGAUGCAAUCGGGCUGGUAGGCCUCGCCGAUGCUUCCAAUUGCAAUUUUGGCCAUUGGUUCUGGCGAGUUCAAGGACUGAACUACAAGAAACUUGGAAAGGAGUUUGGUUGGCAAUUUUCUGAAUAAAACUAAGUGCGGUUUUAUAAGCAAUUCAUCAUGUGGGCAAAUGGUAAGUAUGAUGACAUAUUAUUGUGCCACGUAAGUAAAUUACAUUUGUGUUCGUUGACUUGAACUAUAUUUACGGGUUGUGCCAUCCAAUUAUUGAAGCAAAUAAAGGGGAAAGAAAUGGCCUUUGAA
Messenger RNA from Cucumis melo (muskmelon), 1820 nucleotides. RefSeq names its product exosome complex exonuclease RRP46 homolog. Gene Ontology annotation, biological process: nuclear mRNA surveillance; U4 snRNA 3'-end processing; poly(A)-dependent snoRNA 3'-end processing. The record is from RefSeq and is a predicted model, not a curated record. The transcript has 9 exons. The coding region runs from base 308 to 1039 and encodes 243 amino acids. NCBI's taxonomy places the organism in Eukaryota, Viridiplantae, Streptophyta, Magnoliopsida, Cucurbitales, Cucurbitaceae. Gene Ontology annotation, cellular component: nucleolus; cytoplasmic exosome (RNase complex); nuclear exosome (RNase complex).